AUGAAAUGCCACGCCCAAAAGAACGACAAAUCAGCUCCUGCCAAUGCUUCAUCACGGAGGAACACCAUCUCAGAAGGCGUCCCACCUCAGCCUUCUCAGGAUGAAUUCAACCUCAACUCUCCUGGCACUCUCGCCAGCGGACCCCAUACGGGUAUCCCUUUGAUGCAGAUUCUCUCCCCCAGCAACUAUCUCUCUCAGACGGGGAAUGAUCCCUCUCAACCUCCCAGACAAUCUUCGAUAGAUGUCUCUAACCCUUUUCUCGAUUCCUCGUCGAAUCCCGGAAAUGCUCUUAACAUCCAGCUCCCUGGGUCGGCAUGGACGAUGCCUUCCCCCAUCGCCACCGUGAACAACAAGACGUCCAGUUCCUCGCACGGUCAGAAACAUUCUCCAUCGCAGAACAGCGGCGAAGUGUCGGCCUUUGAAACUUCGGCGACCAGCCCUCAUAAUCCUGGACAGACUCCCAGAUCCGAGAUCGUGCCCAACCAAUAUUCGGACAGCCGCAUUGACUGGCUUCCUCAACCGGACAAUUCCAGCACCAGCAACUUUCACGAUCCUUUCCAGAUGUGGUUGUUUCCUUCGCUGGGUGACUUGGAUCAAUCUCCCGACUUCCUGCAAACGUAUGGCAUCCCUGACCCUCAGCAGCCAUACCAGGACUCAAAAGAUUUGGUCAACGGUAAGCCUUACGACCCUGUGGACAGGACGAAAAAUAUCGCCAAGGUCCCACGGGAACGCUUCUCUAGAGUCCAGCGGUGUUGGAACCCGCGUCCAGGCCGCGUGCAUCGUAUCAUGCCAGUUCUCUGGAGAGAAGUCGCUACAUCACCAAUGGACAAUCUCUUCUCAGAGUCGCCUAUUGCAGAUGAUUUUCGGACCGCGUCAAACUGGGGUCUCGACACUGAAUGUCGAGUUCGACUCAGAGAUACCUUUCGCACUCCUGCCCCGUCGACAUACCACUCUCCCAAACUGCAAGCAGUUGUGGAUCCAGCUCUCUCUUCACAACCAACGAACGAAGAAUUCCCUCCUGCCGAAAUCCUCGAUAUUGCGUUAGGCCUUUUUUUCCGCCGAUUUCAUCCCACUGUCCCAUUUAUUCACGUUGCGACGUUUUCCGUUCGCACUACCCCUGCCCCCAUGCUAUUCGCCAUAUGUCUUAUUGGUUUGAGUAUUCUGGGAACUACCGGCGCUACCAGAUUUGUGUCGAAGAUGUUCCCCAGCUUUUUACAACGCGUUUGUAAUGAUUUAUCAGCCUGUGCAGGAUGUUCCGCAACACCGACGCAGCAAAUGGUCCUGUUUGCGACAGGUCUGCUGACGUUGAAUCUCUCUGUUAUCACUGGGGAUAAAGAUUGCGUCAACCAGAGCCAGAUGCUUUAUGUCAGCCUGUUGGCUAUGGUUCAACAGAACGGAUUGUUCGCGGCCGGUGAUGGGCAGUCUUUGGAUGCUCUGCUGUCCGAAAUGUCGGAAUCAGACGAUCGUUGGAAAGCGUGGAGCCGAAUAGAGUCGGCGAAGCGUCUGAUUCUGGGACUGCUGCUGUGUGAUUCGUGGUUCGCGAACUUGUUGUCAAAGGCGCCGAUUGUGAGAUCGGAAUCCGUGUGUGUUGUGGCGCCCUGCGACGAAGCGCUCUUCCAGGCUCAGUCCGCCACCCAAUGGCAAUCUCUGUUGCGCAGCGGAAAGAGCCAAAGUGCGCCAACAUUCAGGAUUGAGGACCUCCAUAAGCAUGAUAUGGCACCAAUUGCCAAGCUAGGAUAUCUGGGGCGAUCUUCACUACUUGCAUUACUGCAGAUCCAAGUUCUGGAAGCUUAUCAACGGCUCAUGCCGCCGGAUCAGUUGACCAUUGGGUCAUACAUCCCCUGGCAUGUCUAUGCAGGUGAUGCACGCGCCAGCACACUCGUACCGGCAGUCCUCGCGGCUACACACACGGCAGGCCCGCUUUCGCAAGUUGACGACACGAAUUGCGUUGUCCUCUGGCACAGUCUCUGUGUCAUGCUCUUGGCGGACUUUCGCAUGUUUGAGUUGGCGGCCGGUCGACAAGGAGCUGCUCCUGCGACGGGCGCAUUGGAGAAUAUCUCGCAAUGGAGCCAAACUCAGGCGGCGCGCAGAGCCUGUGUUCACGCAGCGCAGAACUUCAAACUCAUGUCUGAACGCCGGGUCAGCGACAAUGUGACCAUCCAUAGCGUAACAGCGCUCUUCGCGUCGGCACUCGUCCUCGGUCUCUAUCUCUUCAUGGUCAACCCGAGCUCGGGUCGACAGGGCACAGCGCCCGUUGAGCUUAUGGACGCAGAACCCGACUGGGCUGAGCUGGGUGAUAUGGGGUUCAAAGACGAAAGCCUGGACCCUGCAACGGCCGAACGAAAUCUCACCACGAACCGCGAGGACGAACAUUUCAGUUUGGUGUAUCAGUUUGUCAAAUAUGGCGGCGCCUUGUCUCUAGGUGGGGUAGCACACAGUGGUGGCUACGAGGGUGCCAGGAGGGUAUUGUUGGACUUUGCAAACCUGAUGGACGGGAUCAGUGGGAGGAGGUUACGGACGUUUACGCAGGUGCUGCAUAUCAUGAGUGAUGAUUUGAUGAAUGUGGAUCCGGCAUUGUAG
Molecule: messenger RNA, 2580 nt
Organism: Fonsecaea monophora
Lineage: Eukaryota; Fungi; Ascomycota; Eurotiomycetes; Chaetothyriales; Herpotrichiellaceae
Exons: 1
Coding region: 1-2580 (859 amino acids)
Biological process (GO): DNA-templated transcription; regulation of transcription by RNA polymerase II
Cellular component (GO): chromatin
Molecular function (GO): zinc ion binding; RNA polymerase II cis-regulatory region sequence-specific DNA binding; DNA-binding transcription factor activity, RNA polymerase II-specific
Source: RefSeq, a predicted model, not a curated record